Molecule: messenger RNA, 1348 nt
Organism: Angiostrongylus costaricensis
Lineage: Eukaryota; Metazoa; Nematoda; Chromadorea; Rhabditida; Metastrongylidae
Source: the annotation of a GenBank genome assembly
CUAGGAAUAUUUUUCAGCGUUCCAGAUCCUUUUCGUCGAUGAUGAGCGGUCUGUUUCUUAUGGAGAAUUCCACGAAUGGAUUGGAAGAUAUGCUGCCAUACUGUUUAAGAAAUACGCAAUAUCUGAUUGCACUCCAAAGCUAAUGGUAACACGUAGUGUGGAAAAGGACUCUGCACUUCAUGAAUUUGUAACCAAUGUUGUAAACGAGAAGAAAUUAUCCGUGGAGUCAAAGAAUGUUACGGCUGAGUUAAGCGUCGAGAACGUGGAAAAUGACGAUGUCGCUUGUAUUUGCUACACGUCUGGUACUACUGGUGUUCCAAAAGGUGUAAUGCUUACACAUGGUUCUUUGUCAACGAACGCUGAGGCCCUUGUUGAUACCUGGCGAUUUACAAAAGAUGACAAACUGCUUCACAUGCUUCCAUUUUAUCAUGUUCAUGGCAUGUUUAUUUCACUCAAUUGCUCUCUAUUUUCGCAUUCAACGGUGUUAUGGAGAGAACAUUUCUCUGUUGAUAACUGUCUCAAAUGGUUACCGUCGACAACAGUAAUGAUGGGAGUACCAACGUACUACAGUCGCCUAGUAUCAGCACCUGAAUUUAAUCGCGAACUUCUAUCACAAUUGCGACUUUUUGUAUGUGGUAGUGCUCCGCUGUCGACUCCUUUAUGGGUAGAGUUCAAAUCCAGAACUGGACAUUCCAUUUUGGAACGCUACGGAAUGACUGAAGCGCAAGUUAUCUGUUCAAAUCCCUAUGACGACCGUAGACCUGGAUCGGUGGGAAUGCCCUUAGCGGACACAAAGCUAAGAAUUAAUCGAGAGGGUGUAAUCGAGAUUAAGUCUUCCUCUUUAUUCGCUGGUUACUGGAACGAUCCUGUGAAAACGGCAGAAGAAUUCACAGUGGACAAAUACUUCAUCACUGGAGAUUUAGGGCUAGUUGAUGAAGAUGGUGAGCGAGGUCAUUAUCAACGUAAAAAGCUUGGACGGUACGAGAGCGCCUUUCGAGAUUUGCUAAGUGAGGAAUUUUCGGAGGAGCAGUCUUCUCUUUCAGGAUUCCUGCACAUUCUCGGACGCAGGAAGGAUCUUGUUAUUUCGGGUGGAUUCAAUGUGUACCCUAAAGAAGUCGAAGAUUGUAUGAAUCGCCUUCCUGAUGUCGAAGAAUCGGCUGUCAUCGGGAUGUCUAGUGUGCCUCAUAAAGAUCUCGGUGAAGUGGUUGUUGCUGUUGUGCAUAGUAAAAGCUCAGCGAGUCAAGAAGAAAAUGAACAGGCAAUCAUUUCGGCACUUAGGAAAGUCCUCGUUGAAUAUAAGGUUGGAGGGAUUCUCCUUUUCAUUUCUUUGAUUUGUGAUCUAAUGUAG